AGAGAGAGAGAGAGAGAGAGAGAGAGAGAGUGGUCGUUGGAGGAGGGGCAACCGGGCAAGCGUCAUUUGUACUCUCUUUCAACACCCCAUUCUAUCUCUACUGCUACUAACUACUACCAUGCCCCCACCACACAUAGCUUCUUCACUCUGCAAACACCGGUGCUCCGGAACUUUUUUAGUGGUUAAAACCACCGGAGGUAGAGGACGAGGGCAUUUUUGGAAAGAGUGGCUGUCAAGUUUGCUGCUUCUCCAUCCCAUCUCCUUCCACUCCUCUCUCUCUCUCUAUCUCUCUCUUCUUUCAUACUGAACUUCGCCUCGACCUUCAACUGCUGCAUAGCAGUGAAGCCCAAGGAAAAUGAUGGCGGUUGUUGCAUUCCUGUAGCACUGGCCGUUGCUUUCGCUUCAGUUAACUCCACUUCUUCCGCCUCUCCUUAUUCCCAUUGAGACAUCCCAACCACUACGCACUUUCUUCUCACCCUUCUUGUCUGAUCUCCAUCUUCUUGGAAUUCUUCUUCUUGGUUUUGUUGUGAGAUUUGAUGGUUAUGCGCCGGUGGAGUUUGGUGAUUUGUUGACAAAAUGACGAUCGAGAACGGGGAGGAUUGCUGUGUUAAGGUGGCGGUCCACAUCCGGCCGCUCAUCGGCGAUGAGAGAAUUCAGGGAUGCAAGGAUUGUGUUACAGUCGUCCCCGGCCAGCCGCAGGUACAAAUUGGCUCUCAUUCUUUUACUUUUGAUCACGUAUAUGGUAGUACUGGUUCUCCACCUGCUGCCAUGUUCGAAGAACUUGCUGCACCACUCGUUGACGGCCUAUUCCAAGGAUACAAUGGUACAGUCCUCGCUUAUGGUCAGACUGGUUCUGGGAAAACAUACACCAUGGGAACUGGAGGCAAAGAUGGAUGUCAAACUGGCAUAAUUCCCCAAGUUAUGAAUGCAUUAUUUCACAAGGUUGAGAACCUCAAGCAUCACGCUGAAUUACAGUUGCGAGUCUCAUUCAUUGAGGUUUUGAAAGAAGAAGUGAAGGAUUUGUUGGAUCCUGGAUCUGCUGGAAAAGUUGAGCCUGGAAAUGUUCAUGUAGCUAAGAUUGCCAUACCCGGGAAACCCCCGAUACAAAUCCGAGAGGGUUCAAAUGGAGUCAUAACACUUGCUGGGUCUACUGAAGUUGAUGUUCGAACCAAAAAAGAAAUGGUUGCCUGUCUUGAACAGGGCUCUUUUAAUCGUGCAACUGGAAGUACGAACAUGAAUAACCAAUCAAGUCGUUCCCAUGCCAUCUUCACAAUCACAUUGGAGCAGAUGCAUAAACAAAAUCAAAUGUUCUCUGUUGAUGGUAUGCCAGUUGAGGAUAUGACUGAGGAUUGUCUAUUUGCAAAGCUUCAUCUUGUUGAUCUUGCUGGAUCGGAACGGGCCAAGCGAACAGGUUCAGAUGGUCUGCGAUUUAAGGAAGGUGUUCAUAUUAACAGAGGGCUUCUUGCCCUAGGCAAUGUAAUAAGUGCUCUUGGAGAUGAGAAAAAGAGGAAAGAUGGUGCUCAUGUUCCUUACCGGGACAGCAAACUUACUAGGCUUUUGCAGGAUUCACUUGGUGGAAACAGCAGGACUGUUAUGAUAGCUUGCAUCAGUCCAGCAGAUAUCAAUGCAGAGGAAACUCUUAACACCCUUAAAUAUGCUAACCGUGCUCGAAACAUUCAAAACAAGCCCAUCGUUAAUAGGAAUUUAAUGUCAAAUGAGAUGCAGAGGAUGCGGCAACAGCUGGAGUACUUGCAAGCGGAACUGCUAUGUGCUCGUGGUGGAGGGGCAUCUACUGAUCAAGUUCAGGCUCUCAAGGAGAGAAUUUCUUGGCUUGAAACAACAAAUGAAGAUCUUGGUCGGGAACUUGAUGAGUAUCGCAGCAGGUUCUCUCUACCAGAGAACUUUACAGCUGAGAGCCAAAAAUAUAGAACCGAUUUGGGCAAAAUGGAAGGGCUGAAGAGAAGCCUGAGUACAGAGUCAUUUGACUACCAAAUGGCUGAAAGCCUGAGAGGUGAUAACUAUAAGGAGGUUGAUGAAGAGGCGGCCAAAGAAUGGGAACAUACGAUGUUGCAGGAUACAAUGGGCAGGGAAUUGAAUGAGCUAAAUAAACGUCUGGAGCAGAAAGAGUCUGAGAUGAAAAUGUUUGGAGGUUUUGAAACAAUUGCUCUCAAACAGCAUUUUGGAAAGAAGCUUAUGGAACUUGAGGAUGAAAAAAGAUCUGUUCAGCUAGAAAGGGAUCGGCUAUUGGCUGAAGUUGAAAGCCUCGCUGAUGGACAUUUACACAAGUUUCCAGAUAUACACUCGCAGAAGUUGAAGUCACUUGAAGCUCAGAUAAUGGAUCUUAAGAAAACACAAGAGAAUCAGGUCCAGCUUGUAAAACAAAAGCAAAGAAGUGAAGAAGCAGCAAAAAAACUGCAAGAAGAAAUUCAAUCAAUUAAGGCUCAAAAGGUGCAAUUGCAACAUAGAAUAAAGCAAGAGGCUGAACAAUUUCGGCAGUGGAAGGCUUCUCGAGAAAAGGAACUCCUGCAGUUAAGGAAGGAAGGUAGGAGGAACGAGUAUGAACGACAUAAACUUCAAGCUAUGAAUCAGAGACAGAAAAUGGUUCUUCAGAGAAAGACAGAAGAGGCUGCCAUUGCCACCAAAAAGUUGAAAGAAUUGCUAGAAGCUCGGAAAUCAUCAGCGAAAGAUAAUUCUGUUAUGUCAAAUGGGAGUUCACCAGGCAGUCAGAUGAAUGAGAAGUCUUUUCAACGAUGGUUAGAUCAUGAGCUUGAGGUCAUGGUGAAUGUACAUGAAGUUCGCAUUGAGUAUGAGAAGCAAAGCCAAGUACGAGCUGCCCUUGCAGAAGAGAUUACUAUGUUCAAACAAGAAGCAUUUUCUGGGGAGCUUAGUCCUCCAAAAGGAAAGAAUGGACACUCUCGAGUAUCAAAUAUGUCACCAAACGCAAGAUUAGCAAUGCUAGCAUCACUUGAGAACAUGGUGAGCAUGUCAUCAAAUGCUCUAGUAGCAAUGGCUUCUCAGCUUUCAGAGGCUGAGGAAAGAGAGCGAGCAUUUACUAGUCGUGGCCGGUGGAAUCAGUUGCGAUCAAUGGGAGAAGCUAAGAAUUUGCUUCAAUAUAUGUUUAAUGUUGCUGCGGAUGCAAGAUGCCAACUGAGAGACAAGGAAAUAGAGAUGAAGGAGCUGAAGGAGGAACUGAAUGAGCUUGUUGGAAUUCUCCGACAGAGUGAAUCUCGGCGGAAGGAACUGGAAAAACAGCUAAAAUUGAAAGAGCAAACUGUUUCCUUGGAAAUGGCAAACACACCUUUGUCCAACUCAAAUGGUUCGUUGAAACACUCAGCCGAUGAAACGAACACACCAGCUUCUCCAAUACCUGCUCCAGCACAGAAGCAGCUCAAAUACACACCUGGCAUUGCCAAUGGCCGAGGAAGAGAAACUGCAACCUUCAGUAACCAACCCUUAAAGAUGGUACCUCUAGGGCAGGCAUCCAUAGGCAAGAAGAUAGCUGUAGCAAGCCAAGUAGGAAAACUAUGGAGAUGGAAAAGGAGCCACCAUAGGUGGCUAAUACAGUUCAAAUGGAAGUGGCAGAAGCCAUGGAGGUUGUCUGAAUUGAUAAGGCAUAGUGAUGAGACAAUCGUUAGAACAAAGCCCAGAAUUCUACCUGUUCGAGACACAUCAUCUCUUCGAUGCACAUCCAUCAUCAAUACCUGAACCCUAACUAUUUUUAUAGGGUUUUAUAGCAGAUUUAUAAACAUAAAAGAGCUCUAACUGCAUCAAGCUCUUCAAGCUCUCACGACAUGCUGAUAUCUCUUGUACAUAUGAUGGUGGCACCUUCAUAUUUCAGUUGGUGCAGAGUGAGAAAAUUUUUUCCUUAUACACAGAUUUUCAUGGAAUUUGCAUUCCUUUGCUUGGUGUUGUCAUAUUGGAUUUAUGCAUCGAAAGGAUCAUUGUAAAGUGUUUAUAAGAUCUGUGUUCUGUACUUAAAACUAUAACUAUGGGAUCUCUACCAGAAUGAUGUCCUGCUAUUAUGCUUUCAUGCUUGGGGUAAAAAUUCCUUGUAGAAGAAAAAAGAGGAAAGUUCAUCAUGUUUAUUUUGUCUUUCAUAGAUGGAGAAUUUCAUGUUCAUAAUGUAUUGAGGUGUUGUUAUUACUUUGUAUUAAUUACAUAAUGGAUUUGUGUGUGUUUUUGUAUUAAUUAAGUUGUUCA
Messenger RNA from Dendrobium catenatum, 4200 nucleotides. Its product is annotated as kinesin-like protein KIN-4A. NCBI's taxonomy places the organism in Eukaryota, Viridiplantae, Streptophyta, Magnoliopsida, Asparagales, Orchidaceae. Gene Ontology annotation, biological process: microtubule-based movement; mitotic spindle organization. Gene Ontology annotation, molecular function: microtubule motor activity; microtubule binding; ATP binding. The transcript has 25 exons. Bases 577 to 3705 code for a protein of 1042 amino acids. The record is from RefSeq and is a predicted model, not a curated record.